AUGUAUCGUAGAUUAUUAUCAUCUUCAAAAUCGAAUCUCAAUAGAUGUAUAGCUUCAGUAAGUUCAUCAUCACUUAAAUCAACAGCAAACGUUGUAUCACCUAAAACUCAAUUGGUUAUAGAUCGUGAAGCAUGUUACGGAGCAGCAAAUUACCAUCCAUUACCUGUAGUUAUUCAACGUGGAUCAGGUGUAUAUGUAUGGGAUAUCGAUGGAAAUCGUUAUUUUGAUUUCCUUUCGGCUUAUUCAGCUGUUAAUCAAGGACAUUGUCAUCCGAAAAUUCUUGAUGCUAUGAAAAAACAAGCUAAAACAUUAACAUUAACGUCUCGAGCCUUUCAUAAUGAUGUACUCGGAGAAUUUGAAGAGUAUAUUUGUAAACUUUUUGAUUAUGAUAAAGUAUUACCAAUGAAUACCGGUGUCGAAGGUGGAGAGACAGCUAUUAAAUUAGCGCGUAAAUGGGCAUAUAAUGUUAAAGGUAUACCAAAUAAUGAAGCUAUUGUACUCUUUGCUGAAAAUAAUUUUUGGGGUCGUACAUUGGCGGCUGUAUCAAGUUCAACGGAUCCAUCAUGUUAUGAAGGUUAUGGACCAUAUAUGCCUAAUUUUAAAAUCAUCCCAUAUAAUAAUUUAAAAGAAUUAGAAGAAGCAUGCAGAGAUAAUCGUGUUUGCGCAUUUAUGGUUGAACCUAUUCAAGGUGAAGCUGGUGUAUAUGUGCCUAAUGAUGGAUAUCUAGCCGGUGUUCGAUAUAUUUGUUCGAAACAUAAUGUUCUUUGGAUAGGCGAUGAAAUUCAAACUGGUCUUGGUCGAACUGGAAAAUUAUUGGCAUGUGAUCAUGAAAAUGUUCGACCCGAUAUUCUCAUUCUUGGUAAAGCAUUAGCUGGUGGUUUCUAUCCAGUAUCAGCUGUUUUAGCAAAUGAUAAACUCAUGAGUGUAUUUACACCUGGUACACAUGGCUCAACAUUUGGUGGAAAUCCACUAGGCGCUCGUAUUGCUAUUACUGCUCUUAAAGUUUUAAUGGAAGAAGGAAUGAUUGAGAACGCUGCCGAAAUGGGUGAAUUAUUACGUAAAGAAUUAAAUCGAUUACCAAAAGAUAGAGUUAGAAUAGUUCGUGGUAAAGGCUUACUUAAUGCAAUUGUUAUCGAUUCACGACACGAUGCAUGGGAACUUUGUUUGCAUUUACGCGAUCAUGGUCUUUUAGCAAAACCAACCCAUGGUGAUAAAAUACGUUUCGCUCCACCAUUGAAUAUAACAAAAGAGCAAAUGCUUGAAUGUUGCUCAAUUAUUCAUAAGGCUGUGAAUGCCACUAAGUAA
This is a messenger RNA of Rotaria sp. Silwood2, 1305 nucleotides long. The record is from the annotation of a GenBank genome assembly. Lineage: Eukaryota; Metazoa; Rotifera; Eurotatoria; Philodinida; Philodinidae.